GCCCGGGACGGCCGUUGGCCGGGCGGGGCGUCCCCGGGGGGCGGCGGGGAGCAGCUGGGGCUGCGCGUCCCCGCGGACACAAUGGGCUUUAUCCCUUCGGCAGCCGCCGGGGGUCCCGGGUGGCCUUUCCCGCCCGGAGGAGCGGCGGGUUUUAGAUUCGUGUCACACACUAGCGAGGUCCCGAGUUAAUUAAAACUCUCUGUCUCCCUGCAGAUGGCUUUCUGGAUGCUGUGAUCCGCAGCGGAGGUGGUAUCCGAUGGAGCCGAGUGCGUGCUGUGAUUUCUUUCUCCCCGCGUGUACUCUGGUGCGCCCCGUUUCGAUGUGAGCACGGAGGCUGGCUGAGUUAAAGGCUGCUUUUCAGAUCUUGCUCCUCUCCAGACUUCUGUAGGAUCUAGUCGGCGCGGUGCCGGCUGGAGGCUUUGUGCCUGUGAGUUUUCCUUCCCGUCCUUGCUCAGGAGUGAGGGAGCUUUCUCUCUGACAAUGAUGAAGACAGAAGGCAAAGGGGAAAGGACUUUAAGAAGUGCUUCUCCACACAGAAAUGCAUAUAAAUCUGAUUUCCAUGCUAUCAAAUGCUCUUUUGAUGGAGUAAACAAUCCUGAAAACACUUCCAACAAAACAGGCUUUCAGCAGAAGCUGAGCACCUCUUCCAAUGGAGGGGGAAAUGAUCCGCACAGUCGAGGCAGAGCUGCCACUUAUGGCAAUAGAGUGCACAAGAUCAAAAAUAUGUUUCUGCAGAUGGGAGGCUCCUCUUCCACGCCCUCUUGUGAAAGCAGUCCCCCUGCUGAGACCAAAUUAAUCAGCCGGGCCCCACCAGCAGAUUAUGGACCUUCUCCAGGUAGCCCAUCGUUCCUCAUUGUCCAAAAAAAUAAUCUUCUUAAUACAGGUACUAGCCCCAGCAGCAGUCCUGUGGAUUCAUUGUCUGUGCCUUCUACUGCUGACAAGAUCAUCCGUAGCAAUGAUGAGGCAGACCUGGACAAAGUUGCUCUGGCAGAAAAAUUUUCUGAGACCAGGAAAUUAUUUGAGAGAAAUAUAAAACAACGAAGCUCAGUGGACAGAUAUUCUCCCAGCAAAUGUGAAAGAAGUGACGAUAAGAAGAGACGUGGUUCAGCUUCUCCUGAUUGCAGCAGUGUGGUGGACCAUUUCAGUUUUAAUACAGAAGUGAGUCUUCCGGUUGCCCUGGAGAAAGCUGAAAAUCAAGGUAGUGAGGAGUUGAAGCAGCCACAUCCCAACAGUGGUCCCAAAUCCUCCUUCCUGAAUGCAGGACCCAUUUCUAGGAGGCUGGAAGGCUUUCUGGGUGACAGCGAUACUGAAGAAUCCAAAGAAGUUUCCAAAAAUGACAGUACUUCCAGUCAAGACCAUGUGAGAAGCCACUGCAGUUUGGAUUCAUCUGCUGCUGUUGAAAGAUCUUCAGAGAAGGCUGUAUCUGCCAAAGUACCUGUGAUCAUCAGAGACGAACCGAGCAAGGCACUUGAAAAAGACCAAAGAGAGCAACCACUACUUGAGAGAAGCGUGCAGGAUAUGAGCAGUGUACCUGGUCAGGAGGCUAAGUGGAGAUCAGACCGUAUUCUCUACCAGGUUUCCCCCAUGGAGGGGACUUGUGCAGAGCUGGUUAUGCAAGACGAAACCUCAGGGCAUGAAAAAGAGGGUUUGGAUAAAGAUCGUGUUGUUCAAGAGGAUCAGCCACUCAAACAUCAAGCGCAGGAACAGAGGCGGAGUGACUAUUCCUUGGAGGCAGCAGAAGAACUUGCGGAAUGCAGUGAGACCAAUCGGGAAGAAAUAAGAGAUGGGAUGCCUGCGAAAGAUGGUCCAGUUACACAAGUUCAGGGUGUCCAAGAGCAGGAAGGGGAUACUGAAGAAGAAGAAGAGGAGCAAGUGGCGGAAAAGCAGAGAGAGAACUUCAGUGCUUUUGGAAUAGAGAAUGAAGCGUUUGAUGAUGAUAGGAAUACAGAGCCAGAAAGCCAAGGGCGUGAAGGUAAAGAAAUUUUGGAGGGAGAGGAGGAGUAUAUGUAUGAUAGUGAAUAUGAGGAGUUUCCUGGACUUUCUGAAGAGGAAGAUCCUGAGCCAGACCGAAAAGUCAAGUUCUCAACAGCUCCUAUUAAGGUUUUCAGUACUUAUUCAAAUGAAGACUAUGAUAGACGUAAUGAAGAAGUUGAUCCUGUAGCAGCCUCAGCUGAGUAUGAACUUGAGAAAAGGGUGGAAAAAAUGGAAGUGUUUCCUGUAGAAAUAGAAAAAGGUGACAGUGGUCUGGGCAUCAGUAUUAUUGGAAUGGGAGUUGGUGCAGACCAGGGACUAGAAAAACUAGGUAUUUUUGUAAAAACAAUAACAGAUGGUGGAGCUGCUCAGAGAGAUGGACGAAUCCAAGUCAAUGAUCAGAUUGUUGAGGUUGAUGGUAUAAGUCUAGUGGGAGUUACUCAGUUCUUUGCAGCCACCGUAUUGAAAAACACUAAAGGCACAGUGAGGUUUCUGAUUGGAAGAGAGAAACCAGGGACUCAGAGUGAAGUAGCCCGUCUCAUUAGUGAGACUUUGGAGCAAGAGAGAUGUCUGUAUCAGCAACACUAUGCUCAUGAUGAUGCAGAGCAGGAUGUCGUGGUUUUUACAUCUUGUCAGGAUGAUGACUAUGAUGAUGAGGAAGAUACAUUUGAGUCACAUUUACAUGGAAAAUCUGUAGAAGUUUUUGAUCUUCCUGAAAAUGAAGAUAUCAGUUUACCACUGGAUAUGGAUUCAGCACAGUUUCUUCUUAAAUUUAAAGAGCUACAAUUAAAGCAUGCAGUAACAAUGGCUGAAGUUAAUCAACUGAAGGAGAAAUUAAAAAUUGUUGAAACAGAAAAAACUGAAUGGGAAUCAAGUCGAGCCCAACUUCAGCAAAAUAUAGAAGAAAACAAAGAGAAAAUUAAGAAGUUGGAAACCUACUGGUUAGAGGCACAGAGUUUAUGCAAAACAGUAAAUGAGCACCUUAAAGAAACCCAGGAACAAUAUGAUGCCCUUGAAAAGAAAUACAGCAAGGCCAAGAAAUUGCUCAAAGAUUACCAACAAAAAGAAGUAGAAUUUACGAAAAAAGAGGAGGAUCAUUCAAGGAUGCUUGAAGAGAGAGACCAGAAAUAUGCAGAACAGCUGAAAAUAUAUCAGGAAAAAAUUUUGGAGCUUGAAAACAAACUAAAAAUAUGUGAGAGAAUGCCAUAUAUGUUUGGAAGUGGCAGUUUAUUGGAAGAUGCCUGUCAAAAUCAAGGCCAGCUGAAUGAACCCUCGAAGAUAAGAGAAGAAAAAGAAACAGAAACAGUAGAGGAAAGGUUAGAUUCUACAGAUAUGUUAAUUUCUGAUUUUGAUGCUUUUGUUGGGGAUACUCCCAGAUUAGAUACCAGUGCCCACAAAGCAAAAGCUCAGCUUGCUUUGAAAGUAAAACGCCAGCCACCUUCUCGAUCAAAGCUGAAAGAAUCUCUUGGGGCUGGACAACAGACUGCAAAUCUACAGGAUGACGAUUCAGAAGAUACUAUUCAUAACAAAGAGCUUUCUGCUGUGUACCUAACCAAGACCUUAGAAAUAACUGAAAAGUUAACUCUCUCCCAGUUGGAUGACAUGGAUCGAAAGAGUGAAAAGCCUGAACUAGCAGAAAGCACAGAAAGUCCUUUAGAGUCAAGCCCUUCUGCCUCCACGCAGUCUUCCCCAGUGCACAAACCAAACAACGAAAACAGCACAAGCACCACACAUUCACCUCCUUCAGAAGAGAUGGUUCCAAAUUCUCCUCAAGGAUAUCCCAGGAAUGUUAAGCAAAAAGAAGCAAAGGGGAAAGGAAAAGAGGCCAAGGCAGAAGAUAAGAAAAAUGAGGACAAGACAAUAGAAACAAAUGAAGGAACAUCAUCAGGGAAGUCUAAAAGACGAUUUCCAGAUUUUGGAGGAUUACGGAAAUCUGGAGGCAAGGGCAAGAAACAAGAAAAAGAAAAUCUGAGAGGUUCUCUGGAUAGCAGAGGUUCCCGAGAACUGUUGGAUGACUCUGGCAACAAUCUCUCUGCAUCAGAUUCAGAUUCCCCUGUACCUACCUGCAUGCCUUUCUCUUGGUUUGGAGACAGUCACAAAGAGCCUCAGGUUUCUAGCAGUAGCCUGCACUUUACCCAAAGUGGGCAGGACAGUUUAUUUGAACAGGGUGAAGAGAAGAACAAAAGCAAGAGUAGAAUUGUCAUAGAUGAUACAUACCAUAGCAAGCCAAGUUGUGAACUUUCAGGGUUAGUGACAGAACCAAAUCUGUCAGGUCGUUCACACACUUUAACCUUCUCUUCAAAUGAGGCAUUAGAUGAUGAAUUUGCAACAACAGGAAAACAAAAUCAAUGGCACAGUAGACCUAUUUCUGAAUGGACAACCCAGCAAGUAUGUCACUGGUUAAUGGGAAUGAACAUGGAGCAGUAUAUUACAGAGUUCACAGCUAUGAAUAUAGAUGGACAGCAGUUGAUGCAGCUUGAUAGUGAUAAGUUAAAGGCUUUAGGAGUUUCCAGUCAAAAUGAUCGGUCAACAAUAAAGAAAAAAAUCAAGGAUAUUAAAAAAACACAAGAAAAACUGGAAAAACAGAAGGAAAAAGUUCAAAAGAAGGAGCGAGAAGUUCGCAAGAGUGGCAGAGUGGUAGCCACUCUUGAAUCAAGCUGCUAAAAUGACCCCAUUUUUGCUUAGCACAGGCUUGCUUCAUCUUGAAGUUCAGCAGAUUUGUAUAUAAUUGUACAAUUGAGGGAGGAGGGAAAGUGCAACAGUUUAACAUGGUAGGGUUUAGGGUUUUUUUACUUUUUAAUAAUAGUCCCUCCCCAUUACAACCCAUUAAAAUGAAAUAAAUGUUUUCAGUAUUUUUAUUCCUAGUUGACUCUGCCUGUACUAAUAGACAAUAAUUUAAUUUUCUGCCUUAAGUACUAUUUGUGCUUCUAAGACUGAUUUAAAAAAAAAUAUAUGCCCUUUUCAUUGAACUUGAUAAAUGUUUGUGGAGAAUAGACUGUUGUAUUAAAAAUCAUUCCAAUAUUAGUCAACUUGCAUAUGAUAUAGAGUUGAAUUUGAUAGAGGGACAAUAGAAAAAUCCUGCCAACAAGUUCAGUCUGUGACAGUCUGUUUAUCUGUUGCCACUAAAAUUGUAUAGUAAAAGUUAAGUUUAAGAAAACAGUAAUGUCAAAUUAAUUUAAAAAGAAAGCAUGUAUUUCAAAUUUAUGAAGUAUUUUCUCUGAAUUCUUGUAUUUCUCAGUGAUGGUCCAUUUCUUUUAUUCUAAAUCCACUGUAGUAACACAUUGUUUUUGAAUUCUAUAUGUUGCAAUUUACUGAGAAAAUAACCAGAAAUAUUAAGUAGUUUUUAUAAACUGCUUACACUAAUUACAACACUAAAUUUUCUGUACACUAUGCUGUAUGGUGUUGGGACAAGGUUUAGAAUAUAAAUAAGAUCUUUUUUAACCUAUUUUUCCUAAAUAAUACAUAGUUUUAUAGAUUUAUGCUACGAAUAAGAUCAAUUUGCAAUACAUGUAUUUCUCUUUUCUACUUGCUACAAGAUUUUUGCGGACCAAAUUUAUAUAUUUGCUAAUUUUAAACUAUGCUGUUUUUCAAACUUAAAAUACUGAGGGAAAAAUUGUAGGAAAAAGUAUCACUGAAGCACUGGGUAUCUGCAUUGUAUUUAAGUGUUUGAUUGCAGACUACAGAUUAUUCUCUUUAAAGGAGGAUUUGAUUCCCAGAAUAGUUUAGAAAAUGAAUUGGUGUUUGAAUAUUUACAUACUGUCUUCUAGAGAUACUGCCUUCUAGAGAUACUGCAACAGCACUUCCUUAAUUAGAUUAUUUCAGAAACAUUAAGUAUAAAUUCCAUCAUAGCGUGGACUAGAACAAAACUUAAAUAAUUCAUUUAUGUGGACCAAGUUCUCCUUUAAAUCUAUGGACUGUUUUUCAUUUUAAUUGAAUGAAUGAACUUCCCAGUUGGUGUUUCACAAAUUUUUCUUUGUAUAAAUGUUGUCUUUUCUGAAUUUCAGCAAAAGAACUGUGUGGAAAUGCUCCUGAACACCACGCAUUUCCAAAAUAAAGGUUAAAAAUCUUGGUGGUAA
Messenger RNA from Dromaius novaehollandiae (emu), 6047 nucleotides. RefSeq names its product neurabin-1-like. Gene Ontology annotation, molecular function: actin filament binding. The transcript has 18 exons. Gene Ontology annotation, cellular component: cytoplasm; postsynaptic density; actin cytoskeleton. Bases 481 to 4635 code for a protein of 1384 amino acids. Gene Ontology annotation, biological process: calcium-mediated signaling; actin filament organization; neuron projection development. NCBI's taxonomy places the organism in Eukaryota, Metazoa, Chordata, Aves, Casuariiformes, Dromaiidae. The record is from RefSeq and is a predicted model, not a curated record.